Messenger RNA from Poecile atricapillus (Black-capped chickadee), 4622 nucleotides. RefSeq names its product chromosome 16 C22orf15 homolog (gene C16H22orf15). NCBI's taxonomy places the organism in Eukaryota, Metazoa, Chordata, Aves, Passeriformes, Paridae. The record is from RefSeq and is a predicted model, not a curated record. The coding region runs from base 2804 to 3250 and encodes 148 amino acids. The transcript is spliced from 4 exons.
CUUCACCCCAGCCCAUUUCCUUCAGCUGCACCAACACACCCGCAGCCCACCCCACCACCCCAUGGCCUGGGCACUGGGGUGGCAUCGCUGACCAUCUCUCUUCACUGGUGGGAGGAGCAGAGAGGUUUCCCUGGGGGCUCACACUCAGGCCCUCUGCUGCCAGGCCUGCAGGAAGCCAGGAGCCCGAGCCACACCACACCAAGUGUGUGCUGUCCCCCCGGGAGAGGCAGCGGGCUGGGGGCCACCAGGGAGAACGGGAGAUGGGAGGCAGCCGCCCCAUCACAGAAACAACAUAAGGAAAGUUGCUGCUCCCUUCAUGCAGCUCCAUCACGGUGGCAGGAAUGACUUGGCAGGGUCUCAGCUGCCUCUCCACCAGGGCCACCUCAGGAGCAGCAGCCAUGGUGGGUGGCUGCUGAGGCCAUCAGGCAGGAGGUGUGUCCCCAGGGGGCUGGGGCAGAGGUGGCUGCAGCACAGCUGCUGCCUGGAGCGGAAGGACAGCAGACCGUUACAGCCAACAGCCACCAGCUCAGCGGGCGUGAAGCCCCUCCUGUCUGUGACACCUGUCACGGGGCCCAGGGACACUGUGUCACACGGCCACCAGCCCAGGCUGUCCUCAGCACUGAGGGCACCAGGCACAUCUCAUGUGCCAGGGCUGCUGCUGGCCGCCUCCUGCCCUCCACAGGCAGGCCCAGCCCAUCAGUGCCACCUUGUCACCGUGCGGGGACAGCCACUCCCUCCCCUCUGCAGCAGCCACAGAGGCCCCAAGCCGAAGGCAUUUGCCCCUGCAGGUAUCAGCACUUUGUGUUUCCUGCAACCAGGCCCCUGAGCUCUGGCAGGUAGGAGCACACUGCAGGUACAGCUCCAGCUGUUGCCCACCAGCUCUCCCCAGAUUCUGCAGAGUGGUGGCAAGAUGAACACGAGUCUCCCUGCACAUGUCCUGGGGGAGGAGUGUCACACACACAUCUUGUCCCAGGCUCUGAGCAGGUCAAGCCCAUGGAUUAGACUGUCUGUGAAAUGAAACCUGGCGAGAUGGAGGGAAAUCACCUCCUCAUGCAGAGAGGCAUUCCAGAGAAAGGGAAUUUGUCCUCAGAGCAGAGAGCACUGGAUAAUGCAGCACAUCAGUGUUGUUACUGGUUCCCACCAUUCCAGCCCUCCCCAUCAGCUGAGCAGCACAGGGACAUGAUUUUAUCAAUGUUUCCUACAGGAAAAGGGGACGAUGCUCCAGGGCCCUGCCUGCAGGAGCACUUGCACAGAAACAUUUGGGCACCAAAUGGAAGAUGCAGCUGGCACAUGAGCGUGUACACCAUGGGGCUGCAAAGCCCCACUGCUCCAGAGUAGGACCAGCAGGGUCCUCAGGGAGGUUUUCCAGUGGCAUCCAGUCAUGUCACAGGAGGCCAGGCUGCCCUUGCAGCAAUGCUGGACUCAGGAGCAGGGUGAGCAGAUGUGGCACCACCACAGCCCAGAGCAGCUGCAGGACAAAUGGAGGUGGGGGCAGGAAACACCAAGAGACUACAAAAAGUCCGAAAUUCAGAGCAUCUGGGAGCACACAGAGCAGGCUUCCCAACAGGCUGUUGUUUGGCUCAGCUUUUGCUCUACAUCCCCCCGCAGGAGGCUGGAGAACCUGCAGGGGCCGUUCACUGUUGCUGGGCGAUCUGGCUACUGAAACCACAACAGCGUCAGAGGGAAAUGAGCCCUCUGUGUCCCGGGCUCUCCAGCAGCUCCCAGCGCUGCCUGCAGGACAGGACCCGGCCCCACAGCCCUGCAGGGGCACAGCAGCACCACGUUCGCCACAGUGAGAUUCGGAGGUAGGCGGGGAAAGAGGGACACAGCACCUGGUGCACAGCAAUGCCCAGGGCUUAGGGACAGGCAGGAGAGCUCUGCCAGGGUGCAGCAGCAUCCUGCACCUCACCUGCUUUUAAAAAAGGGAGAUCUAUUACCCCUGCACUCCAAAUCAUGGAGGAAAACCACUCCAGCAGAGCUGAGUUAAUCACAGGAGGUGAGGAUGAGCUCCCAGCCUGGCAGCCCUGGGAAAUCACCGGAGGGAGCCCUGCUUAUCUAGACACAACCAGAAGAGCCAUGGGGCACAAGUGCCAGCUGCCAGCAGAGCUCCUCUGUCCUGGGCUGUGUGGGAAGGGUUCCCUGACUCAAAUCCCAGCCCUCAGUUUCAGAGAGCAGGUAUUUGUGGGAAGGAAUGAGCAGCCCCUAUGCUGACCUCACCCAGCUGGCUGAAAGCCUUGGCCAGUCCCCAGACACUCGUGGCUGAAGCCAUCAGAUGCACAGGGUUCUAAGCCUUUGCUCCCUGUGCUAUUUGAAUUGGAUCCCCAGCUCUGACUACUGACGUGUGUCAGCCCUGGGGGAUUUCUCAAUUAUGACAAACUCGGUCAGAGUUCAUGGCCAAAAUAUCCUCAGGUGACUCAGCCUCUAUCUCCAGCUCUUUCACCUUGUGACUGGGACCAGCUUGUAGAAGGGGACUGGCAAGGUCCAGGGCUCACUGCUUUUUCCUACUCAUGCUUGAUGAGACAAAGUUGAAGGACAGAGACACUUCAUCAAUCAAAACCAUUUUUCCCCAAAUCAAAGCUCUCAUCUUCUCCCCUUGACCUGGGGCUCUCUCAGCACCUGUAGCUGUAAUGCAGCUGCUCAAAGCCCUGCUGAUGCCACACAGGGAUCCUGUCUUUGCUGGCCUGGCCACAGUGGGCACCUCUCAGCCACCUGCUGUGCCUCCUGCCAUGCCCACGUGGUCCCUGGGUUUGGGGUGACCACAGUCCAAUCUCAGGUCUCAUUCAUUGCAGCCAACUGCCAAGAGAUGGUGAACCUGCUCUGCUGUGUCCAGACCCUCACAGGCCACCUCAAGUGGAAGUGUCAGUGCAGGUCUGAAGACUGCAUCGAUCUGGUGGACGAAAAGGGCACCCUGAUGAACCUGAGCAAAGUGGAGGAUCCUGCGUCUGAAUAUGCCAGUAAAUACCUGCAGGGAAGGCAGCGCUACAUCCUCAUCAGAGUUGUCCGAGAAGAGAACUCUGAAGCCACCUGCUAUGAAUCCUUGCUAGAGGACCUGGGGAAACACUACCCUGACCUACCAGGGCUUGGUCACUCCACAGAUCGGCUGCAGCAGCUCUCAGGAAAGACCCAGAGGACAGAUCAGAGGAAGAAGGGCUCCUUGCAGAAGGCUCAGCCCCACACCAGCACCCAAGCCAGGAACAGGACCACCUUACAGAGCAAGAAGAACUUGGAACUCAAGAACACCCCUAAAUGAGGAACUGGUCACACAGGCAGCACAGCCUCCACCAGGGCCCAAACACCUGCCCAGGUAUUUAUUCCUAGCACAGCAAGAGUCCCCUGCUGCUGAGCCCCUCUUCCUGGGAUCCCCUGCCCCUCCCAGAGCUUCACACUACCACACCCCAAGCUGCACCCUGACAAACCAGGCACAGGUACCAUCCUCCUGCUUCAAGGGGCCCAUGUUCCCAUGGCACUCCCCAGGGACAAGAACCUGCACCUCCUUUCCACCCACCUGCACUUGUAUCACUGGAUGGGUCUGCUUCCCACUGCAGCACUCCAGAGUGGCCCUGCAGGGACUGUGCACAGCCAUCGCCAGGAAAAGCUGCUCCAGAGACAGCCAGGCCCCUCAGGGGCAGCAGCAGCACUUUGCCAAGCUGGGUCAAAGGCAGAGCACACCUGCUGCUUCUCCACCCAGAGCAACACAGCACCAGUCUAACAGACUUAUUUCUUAAAGGGAGUUAAACAACUUUGGAGUGGCUCCUCCCUGCUCACACAGAACAGCUCAGCACAUGGAACACAAGCUUUUAAUCUCUGGCAUUUACUUUUCCUCUUGGCUGUCACUAAGAACACAAAACACCCCUAAUAAGGCCAGGCACAGCUCAGGACAUCUCUACCAAGAACUUAAAUCUGUGACAUUCAGAAGGAGAUCAGCCUCCAGUAUCUGCCACCAGCAUUUACCAUCUAGACCUGGAUUUCCUCAGAGAUCCCAGCAAGGGGCUGAGAACUUGUUCUUUAUUCAACAGUCCCAGAUCAAAAGGUUAAGAUUCAUUCUGCCAUGAAAAAUGCAUCAGUUAAGCAUCUGAAGGUGUCCUGGUUUCACUGCUGUGCCACUAAACUCCAGCUGAAACCUCAGAGUUCCCUCUUCUGCCAACAUGAGGAACAGGGUGUCCUGAUGGAGGGCAGUCCAUGGGCAGCAAUCACGAGGCUGUGUAAGAGGAAAGCAGCUCUCAACUCCACCUGAUGCCAGUGACCUUGAGAGCAUUGCAUAACCUACUAAAGCUUUAAAGUCAGAUCAGCCAACUGUAUCCAAGUCCCACAGCCAGACAGGUGACACUCUCUUAGCUCUGAGGUCAGGACAGGUAUUCAAGGAAGAAGAUAUCUAUAGAAAAGUAACUUGUCAUUGAAAAUACUGUGGGACACUUGUUGGCUUAGCUCUCUGCAGCCUCUCCUGUGCCUGGAGGGCAGCCAAUGUCUGCAUCUCCUUCUGCCAAGUCAUGCAGGCACAGUCCUUGCUAGGCUGCACCCCCUGCUCACAGGAAAUACACCCUUGCCUUGUCCUUUGGCUGACAAUGUUAAUGUUUUGGUAGCUUAAUUUUAGCUCGAGAAUUAAAUAAAGAACAUGCACAAGU